This is a messenger RNA of Phascolarctos cinereus (koala), 8120 nucleotides long. NCBI's taxonomy places the organism in Eukaryota, Metazoa, Chordata, Mammalia, Diprotodontia, Phascolarctidae. The record is from RefSeq and is a predicted model, not a curated record.
UCCCUCCCUCCCGGCCGGCUCCGCAGCGUCGCGCAGGCGCCCCGGGGGCCGCGCCGAGUGAGCCACUCCUGCUCUCUCUCGAGGAGUCAAAAUGGCGCCGAGGGGAACCCGAAGCAGUCGUGGAUCCCGAACCUAAAUGGAUGAAAAGAGGCUUUUGGAUCCAGGGUUGAAGGCUCAAAAUGGAUUGUGGGAUUGUCCUCUGAAGAGCCAGCAGGUGAAAUGCCUGAGUGACUGAAGAAAAUGGGUGCUAAUGCAUCUAACUAUCCCCAUUCAUGUUCCCCAAGGGUAGGGGGAAACCCACAAGCCCAACAAACAUUUAUAGGAACAUCAUCCUAUUCUCAUCAAGGCUAUGGAUGUGAAUCAAAAUUAUAUAGUCUUGACCAUGGCCAUGAGAAGCCACAAGACAAGAAAAAGAAAACCUCUGGCCUUGCCACCCUCAAGAAGAAAUUUAUUAAACGUCGGAAAUCCAGCCGCUCUGCCGACCAUGCUAAGCAGAUGCGAGAACUCCUCGGGUGGGAUGUAAGAGAUGUCAAUGCAUUAGUAGAGGAAUACGAGGGAACAUCGGCCUUGAAGGAGCUUUCUCUGCAAGCCAGCUUGGCCCGACCAGAAGCUCGAACACUGCAAAAAGAUAUGGCUGAUCUUUAUGAGUACAAGUAUUGUACGGAUGUAGACUUAAUAUUUCAAGAAACUUGCUUUCCUGUGCACCGCGCCAUUUUAGCAGCAAGGUGUCCCUUCUUUAAGACCCUGCUUUCUUCUUCCCCAGAGUAUGGAGCAGAGAUAAUAAUGGACAUCAAUACAGCAGGUAUAGACAUGCCCAUGUUCUCUGCCUUGUUACACUAUCUUUACACAGGAGAAUUUGGAGUGGAGGAUUCAAGAUUUCAGAACGUUGAUAUACUAGUGCAGCUCACUGAAGAAUUUGGAACACCAAAUUCACUUGAUGUAGAUAUGCGUGGACUAUUUGAUUAUAUGUGUUACUAUGAUGUUGUCCUCAGUUUUUCGUCAGACUCUGAACUAGUUGAAGCUUUUGUGGGAAACCAGAACUGUUUAGAUGAAGAGCUUAGAGCUCACAAGGCUGUUAUUUCAGCACGGUCUCCAUUUUUUCGAAAUUUAUUACAAAGGAGGAUACGGACUGGUGAAGAAAUUACAGACCGAACAUUGCGGACUCCCACUAGAAUUAUACUAGAUGAGUCCAUUAUACCAAAAAAAUAUGCUAAAGUUAUUUUAAACUGUAUGUAUACUGAUGUAGUUGACCUCUCAGUUUUGCACUGCAGCCCUUCUGUGGGGAGUCUGAGUGAAGUUCAGGCUCUGGUAGCAGGAAAGCCAAAUUUGACUAGGGCUGAAGAAGCAAUGGAGCUUUAUCACAUAGCACUGUUCUUGGAAUUUAACAUGCUUGCACAAGGCUGUGAGGAUAUUAUUGCCGAGAGCAUCUCAUUAGAUACCUUAAUUGCUAUCCUCAAGUGGAGUUCUCAUCCGUAUGGCUCCAAGUGGGUGCACAGACAAGCUUUACAUUUCCUCUGUGAGGAAUUUACUCAAGUCAUGAUUUCGGAUGUUUUUUAUGAACUCAGCAAAGAUCAUCUUCUUAUUGCUAUCCAGUCUGACUACUUACAGGCAAGUGAACAAGAUAUCCUUAAAUACCUUAUUAAAUGGGGUGAACAUCAGUUGAUGAAAAGAAUAGCAGACAGAGAACCAAACUUAAUAAGUGGUACUGCUCAUAGUGUGAACAAGAGAGGUGUAAAGAGACGUGACCUAGACAUUGAGGAGCUUAGAGAGAUACUGUCUUCUCUCUUACCCUUUGUCCGAAUUGAACAUAUUUUACCUAUGAACAGUGAAGUCCUGAGUGAUGCGCUGAAGAGAAGCUUGAUUAGUACUCCUCCAUCAGAUAUGCUGCCUACAGCUGAAGGUGGAAAGUCAAAUGCAUGGUUACGUCAAAAAAAUGCUGGAAUAUAUGUUCGACCAAGACUGUUCUCUCCUUAUGUCGAUGAAGCAAAGUCAGUGCUAGAUGAAAUGAUGGUGGAACAAACAGACCUUGUUCGAUUACGGAUGGUUAGAAUGUCCAAUGUUCCUGACACACUUUACAUGGUAAACAAUGCAGUACCACAGUGUUGUCAUAUGAUCAGUCACCAGCAAAUAAGCAGUAACCAGUCCAGUCCUCCUUCAGUUGUAGCCAAUGAAAUUCCAGUUCCUCGUCUCCUUGUUAUGAAAGAGAUGGUCAGACGUCUGCAGGAGCUACGCCACACUGAGCAGGUGCAGAGAGCAUAUGCUCUAAACUGUGGAGAAGGUGCUACUGUCAGUUAUGAAAUUCAGAUUAGAGUAUUGCGAGAGUUUGGUCUUGCAGAUGCUGCUGCAGAGCUUUUGCAGAAUCCUCACAAGUUCUUUCCUGAUGAACGUUUUGGGGAUGAAAGUCCACUCUUGACCGUGAAACAGUCUGGAAGAUGUCGAGUUAACAGUACUCCCACUGCAGAAACCAUGUUUACAGAUCUAGACACUUUUGUGGCCUUCCAUCCACCCUUGCCUCCUCCACCACCUCCCUAUCAUCCUCCAGCUACUCCACUUCACAGCCAGUUCAAAGUUGGUUGGAAACAAAGAGCUCCUCCCAGUCAACAUCCUUCACGUUCUUUUUCUUAUCCUUGCAACCAUUCACUGUUUCAUACAAGAACAGCUCCCAAAGCUGUCCCUCCUCCAGUCUAUAUACCUGGUGUCAAAGCAGAACCACCAGACUGCACUAACACUACAGGAUCAGGGAGACAAACAGUCGCUGCAACUGCAACAGUGAUGACAGCUGAGAAACAAGGGUGUACUCAGCCUAUGCUCAAUGAGCUGAUGCCAGAUAUAGCCAUGGGCGUGUCAACAAUAUCACUCAAGGACAGGAGGCUGCCUGAACUUGCUGUUGACACAGAAUUAAGCCAACCAGUUUCCGAGGUAGGACCAGGACCUCCCCAACACAUAUCAUGUAUCCAGCAGAGGCACAUGAACACUUCUCGAAAGAAACACACACUAGAGCAAAAAACGGAUGUUAGAGAAAAUCAGCAAGAAUACCCAGAUUUCUAUGAUUUCUCAAAUGCUGCUUGCAGACCUUCUACUCCAGCUCCUACCAGGCAUACCCCUUCACCUCCACAAGGUGUAUAUUUUGGUCCAGAUUUAUAUAGCCACAAUAAGGCAUCACCAAGUGGCUUAAAGUCAGCAUACCUACCUAACCAGAAAUCCCCUAAAAAGCAAGAAGAAACUAGGAGAGAAUAUAUGCUUUCUCAAGAUGGGCAUCAACAGAGACAAAAGAAUGAGCCAGUACACCUUGAUGUUGUAGAACAACCACCCCAGCGGUUGGAUUUGGCAUUAGCUGCCCAGGAAAAUGCUAGUAAUGGUCCAGCUCAUGUCAGGGGACGAACAAAAAUGGAAACUGAUUUGACAUAUGGGCUUACUUCUAAUAGAACUUCACUCUCUGCAUGUAGCUCUGAAGCUCCAGAAGAGAGAUCCAGGAGGAGACUGGCAGACAGUGAGUCCUUGGAACACGGAGCCCAGAGAAAUACAGAGUUGGAAAGGGAAGACUCAGUAAACAGAGGAAGGAGGUCUCCAAGCAAACCAGAUUUUUUAUACAAAAAGUCUGCCCUCUAAAAGUAACCUCCAAAUGGUCUGUGCUUGAGAUGUGGAACAUCCCAUUUUAUGACACAACCGGACAACUUUCAGACAAGUUUCUUAAAGCCAGCAGAUAACUCAGUUUCACUUUAUUUUGCUCAAGUUUUUGUAUAUACAGUGUUGAUUAGACAUAGCAUGCUAUGAGGGUUUGUUUGUUUUUUUAAAUGCUGCAUCUGGUUUUAUUUUGUGUUUUGAGCAGUUGUGUUGAGGAAGCCUUUUUAAGAGAAACCAAGCUGGCACUUUUUUAAAAACAAAAUUUUUUGCACCUGUACAUUUAUUUUACCCAUAUUAAUUUUUGUAUCACCAUGUUAAACUUUAUUGCCACAUUUAAAGGACUGUAUUUUCAUAUUUUUUUUGCAUUUUACCUUUCACCUACCAAUUUCCAUGUGCAGUGGGUUGCACACUGAAAUGUAUUUUCUUAUGAAAUAGUUAGAAUGUGUUUAUUUUUUAAUUAUAGGAAUUCCAAAGAACAGCACAUCAAAAUGCUCCUCUCUUUUUAGUACUAGUUUUAGUUCAGAAAUCUGCCUGGUCAGUCUCUGCUAAAAGAAUUUGUUGUCAUCCUUUUUAAAUAAGUUGUGGGAGCUAGUAUCUCCAGCUAGUGUCCACCCAGGAUCCUGAAGUUUCUGGUUUAGUGAAGAAUGCUGAAGAAAAAAGCUUUCCUUGCCCAAUCUAAAACUAUUAGUGUAGUUACAGCAUGAACUCUUAAGUUAGAAUCGUUGUAAGUUCAAGUAACAAAUGAGAAUUUCACUAAAUAGGGUCUUAAUCAAAGUCCUUCUAAACUUGAAACAUUGAAGAUGUCAGAUUAACAUGAGACACUGCUAACUAGAUUUCUGGUUCUGAGAGCAAAUUCUUCAGCUGAGAGGGGUGAGAUGAUUGCUUAUUGCCUUCAGUGGUCUUGCUGCCUAUUGGGGAACAAAUAAAAGGGCUUCAGUCUUAAGGAUGUCAUUUGAUGUUUGUAGGGAUAUGUAUACUUUUAAAUGUUUUUAAUGUAUGUCUAAUGAAUUUUGGUGUCGUGUGAAGAAAGUUCUGUGUUGCAUAAUGCUUUAAAUCACCAAAAGAAAAAAGAAAAAAAAGUUACACACUACAUGUCCUACUUGAACUCCUCUGGGGAUGCUGGUUUGGGCAUUUACCAAACUAUUGCAGCACUUAGGAUAUUUUAAGAUCCUCUCCCUAGGAAGAGCAGUACAUGAACUAAGGACUGUUUUUUCCCUCAACCUUCCAUGUAAAUAUACUGAUGUUUUAGGUUUGGUUUGGUUUGGUUUUUUUAAAUCAAUUCUUCAACGUUAUUUGUGUCAGUUUUGUAUUUCACACACACAUAUAUUCAACAGUAGUACUUGGAUAAAUAAAAGAGGCUUCCUGAAUAUUCCAUCAUAUAUUAAUAUGUUACACACAUGAAUCCACUCAUUGACACUCACUCUUAAACUAUGCAGGGCUAGGGGGCCUUUACAAGCUACCGUGUAAAUGACCUACAUGCACUUUUAAGUACAUACAUUUUUACUGGGUGAUAACAGCUCUGAUUUCUUUCCUGAUUAACUGUAGUUCUUCCUGCAGAUUUUUUCCUACUAUACCCUGUGGAUGUACACUCAGGAAUAUCUCUUGACGUUUUUUUAAUGCUAACAAUAGAUAGUCACAAAGACAGGAACAUGUGCUUAUAUUAUACCCAGAUAAAAUUGCUGCCAAGUUGUUUUGCUAUCUAGUUGACUGCUCUUAUUAAAUUUUGAUUUAGAUCAUGUUGUAUAUUUCAUUUGAGAGGUCCAAGGGUAAACGCUAACCUGCUUAUAAGGUAGACCUACUCAUUGCCUUAAAGGCUUUUUUUUCUUUUUCUUUUUCUUUUUUUUUUUUAAGAUAGAGAAUUAUGACGAUUCAUUGUCUUACUUAAGGGUCUAAACCAUAUAGUAGAUGAUAUAAUCUUUAAAAGUCUGACAGCAAGUCUGGCUUUAAUCAAAAAACAGGAGUUAAUGAUUCCAGUCUAUUCUCUAGUGUUUAUUCAUAUAUAUUAACAUUAAUCAGUUGGAUACAGUUAGAAGUUGCUGCUCUGGAUCAGACCAGAGUUGUACUGGUAAUGCAAAUGAGACUUCCAUUUCCCUGAUUUUUUUUUUAAAUCUUCCUUGUCUCUAUUCAGAUUAUGCAUUAUUUUGGCUGGUAGUAUUGAAACCUACACAUUCACUUUUAAUAAAAAUUAAUAAAAAUUCCCUUCCACAUCACCCAAAUUAUUUUAAAAUGACCACUGCUCAUAAUUUGAUUUACUUACAAAAUCUACAUUUUCAGCUAAGAAUUAGUUUGAAUAACUGACUAAAAUAUUCAUAUGGGGAAAAACCGCUUUAGUGUAUGGUACUAUAGACUGAUGUAACAUGCAGAAGGAUACUGUGUCUGUGAUGCAUGUAUCUUGUUAGAUUAAUUAUCAGUUAUCUUGCUGUAUUUUGUAGUAUGUAACUUGUGGAGUAAAUUGAAUAGCUGUGUGCCAGUGGCUUUUGAACACAUCUAUUAAAUCUUUGUAUGCUGUGAUAAGAUAAAUGAGAUUACUGCAGAAGGCUGCUUUUGAAAAACAGUGUAUACUUAAGGGCCACAAACAGUGGGAUUUUAUAUGAUACAAAAGCAUUUAAAAAUAACCAAAUCACAAAAAUACCAGAUCUCCGUAAGACAAUCGGCCGCUCAGACAAUCUCCAUUUUCAGUACUCAUGGCAUGUUAAAGAGUGGGUAGACAACUCGUAUUGCUCUCAGUGUGGAAGAAGAAAAGAUACUACCUUCCUGAAAGUGCUGUUAGUAUUUGUUUUCUUCUUAGUUUAGUUUUAUAAUUUUAUUAAACAAUCAUUGGGGGGAAAUGGCAGUGUAUGGUGUCAUAAAAAUUAGUUGUGGAACUUAAUAUUUUUAAACCCGUGGCAUAAUAUAGUCUUCACACUAUGCCCAUUAGCUUUCCCCAAGUAAACCUUGGGCCUCUUGAAACCACUUCAUUUAUCACUUAAACAUUAAGGGCUUUACUAGAAGCUCUUUGUAAUUAAGUCUUCUUGUAGAAAUUAUGUAUGAAACCUUGCCAAAUUCUUGUAAUUCAUGUCGUAUGAGCUUUCCCCAAUUUUUUGUUCACUUUUUAUUAUCAUAGUGAUCUUUUAUGGAAUUUUCUUUUUGUUUUUUUAGAGAGGCUUUUCACUAAAGUUGAGUGGGCACGGUAUUUGUAUUAACUGGAAAUAGUGUAAUGAGAGGGAGAAAAGACUGAUAACCAUCUACAGAAACUUAGGUUAAUAAAUCUCUUAAUACCUCAAUCUCUAAAGGCAAAGAAUUCAGUUUCCUCAAUAACUAUUGGUUAUUAAACUUAAUUGGUUUCAUUAGAGAAGAAAUUUAAGUUUGCCUAUGGGAGGGGGGGCACCAAGAAGAGAAAUCUGUGUUUCCUGACGCACUUAGGAGAUGGCUUAGGAAUUCUAAGAUUGCAAUCUAAUACUGAAUUCAAAGGGAGGAAUAUUUAUUUUCUUUUUUUAUUUUCUUUUAAAUCAAUGUAGCGUCAUGGGUGCUAAUUCCCCUUCUGUGUGGUUUACUAUGUGUACUAAUUAUUUUAAAACCUCAUCACAAAUAAGCUUACAAAAAUGGUUAGAGUACACACUGCUUAAAAGUAUUUUUCUUAUUUUGUUAAUGCCCUAAGAAUAACUUUUUUCUGAAGUUGUAGCUGUCUAUCUUUUUUGUCCCAUAGAUUACAAGUUUGUUGGUAAUUAUUGCAUUGGCAAGGCCUUAAUUGAUUUUCCCCUUUGUCUAUUCCCUCUAUUCCCCCCCCCAAAAAAAAGUAUCCUGUCAUUUGUUCCAUGGUCUCAAUAUUAAGAUGCUGUGGCCCCUCUUAUAGAAAGGAUACCUAUAAGUAUUCUAUUUGUCUUGAAAAUUCUUGAAAGUGAUUGCUUGUCUUUAUGUGGUUCUUUUUAAGAGAUUAGACAUGAUGUGGAGGCAUCAUUUGUGUGGCUGUUCAUGACCGUGUGUCUGUUUUAAAAUGUGCAGGUGGUGGGAAAACCUGCCCAUGGAUAUGGGGUACCUGAAAGAUCAAGAAGGUAAAUCUACAGUUGGCAUAUAGUAAUCCACCUGUAUUUCUGAGAGGUGGUAUCUUCUACAAUACUGCAUUUCUUGGUGUUGUGCUGUUACUGGUAUAAAGUCAAGUGCCUUCAAUGUUAAAGGCUCAGAAAAUUUUCUUAAACCGAUUUCAUGUCCUAUGCAAGUGUUUUCUACAACCUGCAUAACCAGUACUUUGUAAAACUUGUUUACGCUUCAAUUGUAUAUAGUGUUUUUAAAAAAAAAAUAAUAUAUAUAUAUAUAUAUAGUAUUUUUAUUUAGGUACCUCCAAACUUGAAUUCCAGUCUGUGUGAUGCAUUGUAAAACAAUACAUUUCUCUUUUGAGUACCAUUACAGUUGUACAAAGGUUUUCACUGGUUCUAUUUUUCUACUGUUACUGAAAAGCAUGUAACACUGACUUUAUCCUACAUAUAGUUGGCAUUUCAAAUAAAUGGAUUGUAUAGAAA